Messenger RNA from Pongo pygmaeus (Bornean orangutan), 1041 nucleotides. It is a transcript of the gene APOC4, whose product is annotated as apolipoprotein C4. Lineage: Eukaryota; Metazoa; Chordata; Mammalia; Primates; Hominidae. The transcript has 3 exons. The coding region runs from base 73 to 456 and encodes 127 amino acids. Gene Ontology annotation, biological process: positive regulation of triglyceride storage; triglyceride homeostasis. The record is from RefSeq and is a predicted model, not a curated record. Gene Ontology annotation, cellular component: very-low-density lipoprotein particle; high-density lipoprotein particle.
GCUCUGUGCAGCCUCCCCUCCCCCGGCCCGCAGAGUUGAGCACAGAGGGACAGAGGGACGGAACCCCCAGAAAUGUCCCUCCUCAGAAACAGGCUCCAGGCCCUGCCUGCCCUGUGCCUCUGCGUGCUGGUCCUGGCCUGCAUUGGGGCAUGCCAGCCAGAAGCCCAGGAAGGAACCCCGAGCCCCCCGCCAAAGCUAAAGAUGAGUCGCUGGAGCCUGGUGAGUGGCAGGAUAAAGGAGCUGCUGGAGCCAGUGGUGAACAGGACCAAAGACGGGUGGCAAUGGUUCUGGAGCCCAAGCACCUUCCGGGGCUUCAUGCAGACCUACUAUGACGACCACCUGAGGGACCUGGGUCCGCGCACCAAGGCCUGGCUCCUCGAAUCCAAAGACAGCCUCUUGAACAAGACCCAUAGCCUGUGCCCCAGGCUUGUCUGUGGGGACAAGGACCAGGGUUAAAAUGUUCAUACAAGCCAGGUGUGGUUGUGGUGGGUGCCUGUAGUCCCAGCUACUCAGGAGGCUGAGGCAGGAGGAUGGCUUGAGCCCAGGAGUUCGAGACCAGCCUGGGCAACACAGCGAGAUCUCUUGGGGGUAAAACAAAAAGAAAAAAAAAAAAGUUCAUACUUCUCCAAUAAAUAAAGUCUCACCUGUGUCCCUGUCUGGAUCCUUCCCCAGUGUGGCCAGAAAAAAACCCACCCCACUGCCUCCCAGGAAUCAAUGAGUAGAAGAGGUGACACCUGAUGGGGAAGGAAGAGUAGGGGAGUCGGGAAGGGUAUCAAGGGAUAACACCCUAUUGUGGGCUUGCAGAGAAUGGGGGACUUCGAGGUGCGACAGUUUCAGGAGGGUGAGGACAGGAGCACAGGUGGAGUCAGCAGGUCCCCAUGAUGGCCCUCACUGAGAGCUUCGCCCUUGUAUCCCACAAGCUCUGACUCCAUUCCCAGUGGGCACCCAGCACCUCCCACCCCUCCACAGCCCCCAACCCAGCCUCUGUCGGAGGCGAAUUCUCAGAGUGAGGGUUCCCUGUCACUUGAGUGAAGGUUCCCU